This is a messenger RNA of Astyanax mexicanus (Mexican tetra), 3477 nucleotides long. It is a transcript of the gene znf710a, whose product is annotated as zinc finger protein 710a. Gene Ontology annotation, biological process: regulation of transcription by RNA polymerase II. NCBI's taxonomy places the organism in Eukaryota, Metazoa, Chordata, Actinopteri, Characiformes, Acestrorhamphidae. Gene Ontology annotation, molecular function: RNA polymerase II cis-regulatory region sequence-specific DNA binding; DNA-binding transcription factor activity, RNA polymerase II-specific. The record is from RefSeq and is a predicted model, not a curated record. The transcript is spliced from 6 exons. The coding region runs from base 283 to 2400 and encodes 705 amino acids. Gene Ontology annotation, cellular component: nucleus.
UGGUGGUAGUGUAGAAGGUCUGAAGUUGCUUUUCUUCUGACGCCCAAAUGACUUGCUGUAAUUAAUGGGAUAAUGAAUUCUGCUCACUGUCAGAAAAUCCAUCAGUUUGUGAUCUAAAGCUCCGAAGCAGUUGGGUUCUGCAGCAGGACAAUGAUCUAAACCACAUAAAUUCCUUCUCUGAGAAUUAGCAGCCCCUGGAUUUUAGGUCCUGAACUGCAGGUAAAACCUACCGAACAGGUUUUGAGAAACUCACCCCUGCAGGAGCCGGAACAUAACGUUCCAAUGGUCCGCUGCUACUCUAAAGUGAUGGAGCCGCAUCAUGUGGUGGACGCCGGCACACAAACCGACCCUGUGGUGGUCUUGUCCUUGGCCCAGGCUGCCGUUCUGGGCCUGAUAUCUCAGAAUGAGAUCUUUGGAGCCACCAUCGCCCCCAAUGGCUUCUACACAGGGGAGGCGCGUGAAGGCCCCCCUCCCCCUCCAGAGGCAAUGGAGUACGAGUACACAGACCAGCUAAUAGGUGCCAAUGGAGACUACCUUCCUGAGCCCGACGGAGAGGACAAGAGGCCGGAGGGAUCUCACGGACCUGAGCGGAGGCGCCCAGGUCCCCGGGGGAGGACAAGGAGACCCCGAAUCGAAGUAGAGGCCGUGCACAUGCCUGAGAAGUCCCCAGAGAUACAGACACGUGUGAAAGGAGAGAAGCCUGAGUACUCCAGCCCCUGUUACCAUACGAAUAUUCAUCACGCUGAUAGUGACUCUGAGGUGCUGGACCUCGCACCCCACAGGGUGCCAUUAAAGGAGGAGCAGAGCAGCCAAGACUACCAAGAGUAUGUGAAGGAGCCGAGCAGCCAGCAUGCUAACGCAGACUCAGACAUAGACUCUCAUAAUCACUCUCACUCUCAUUCUCACUCUCACUCUCGGAUUGUUCAAUGCAGCCCAGUGGGCCAUGAGAAUGCCACUGUUAUCCGGGUUGAGGAACACAAUUUGAAAGAAGAGCAGCCGCAGGAGGAGGAGGACAGGGCAUUGAAUCUCAAGACUCCAGAGGAGGAGGUGAACCCCGUAAUGAGGCGUUACUACGAGUCUAGCGUAGUUGCUUACGAAGCUGCAGAAAUGGGUCUGCCGGCUGAAUACGAGGAAAGCGGACAGGCUAUGAUGUGGGGAGACGGAGAGAAUUCAUUGGGGCGUCGGAUGCAGAUCGAUCGACUGGACAUCAACGUGCAGAUCGAUGAAUCGUAUUGCGUGGACGUGGGCGAGGGCUUAAAGCGCUGGAAGUGCCGCAUGUGUGAGAAAUCGUACACUUCCAAAUACAACCUGGUAACGCACAUCUUGGGCCACAAUGGCAUCAAGCCACACGAGUGCCUGCACUGUGGCAAGCUCUUCAAGCAGCCCAGCCACCUGCAGACGCACCUGCUCACGCACCAGGGCACUCGGCCGCACAAGUGCACCGUCUGCAAGAAGGCCUUCACCCAGACCAGCCACCUCAAGCGCCACAUGCUCCAGCACAGCGACAUCAAGCCCUACAGCUGCCGCUUCUGCGGCCGCGGCUUCGCCUACCCCAGUGAGCUGCGCACCCACGAAGCCAAGCACGAGAACGGCCACUGCCACGUCUGCACGCAGUGCGGCAUGGAGUUCCCCACUCAUGCCCACCUAAGGCGCCAUCAGGUCAGCCACCAGGGCCCCACCACCUUCCAGUGCACCGAGUGCCACAAGUCCUUCGCCUAUCGCAGCCAGCUGCAGAACCAUCUGAUGAAACACCAGAACACGAGGUCCUACGUCUGCUCCGAGUGCGGCAUGGAGUUUGUGCAGAUUCACCACCUCAAGCAGCACAUGCUCACGCACAAGGUACUGACACAGCAGGCGCUCGAACACAAGGGUAUGAAGGGGUACAAAUGUGAUGUGUGCUCUCGGGAGUUCACCCUUUCGGCCAAUCUGAAGCGACACAUGCUGAUUCACACCAGCGUGCGACCCUUCCAGUGCCACGUCUGCUUUAAGAGCUUUGUACAGAAACAGACCCUCAAAACCCACAUGAUCGUCCAUCUCCCUGUCAAGCCCUUCAAAUGCAAGGUAUGCGGGAAGUCUUUCAACAGAAUGUACAAUCUCCUUGGACACAUGCACCUUCAUGCCGGCAGCAAGCCUUUCAAGUGUAUCUACUGCACCAGCAAGUUCAAUCUGAAGGGGAACCUCAGCCGACACAUGAAGGUCAAGCAUGGCAUCCUGGACGCCUCACCAGAUGGACAAGACAACCUUCCUGAAAUGGAGGUCCAUGAAGACUAUGAGGAGGAGGGCUACGACUACAGUGAAAGGGAAAACCUGGCCAGUAACAAUGCCCAAGACCUGGCAAAACUGGCAGAGCUGGGCUACUACAACUACGCCAAGGCUGCUGCCCGCUACGCCACAGCAUGACCAGCUUCCAGAGAGAAGUCAUGGCUGUUUCUGUAGCCCUCGUUGCUUCAGGAUGGACUGAUGAGGAAAUGGCUGCCUAGUGACUCUGCACUGGAUCCCCAUUUUACGACUUCUGUAAGAGGAAGCGAGAACUUUUAAACCCCUCCCGUCCUCACUAGCUCCUGUUAAAUAAGUUCAUUUAAGCUGAGUGUAAUACUACAUCCAUUUUAGGAGGAACACCGUGAGUGUUAAAGAGGGGCGACCACUACUGAACCAAUCAUGCAUUCUGACCAAUAACAUCCUAACACCAUGUUCCACUUGUGUGACUGCAGAAUUACUGUGAGUGUAACAUAAUAGGAGCCUAGUUCAACAGCACAGUGCAAGUGUGUUUUAUAGAGGCACUUACUCUGAAGAGACAGAGACAAUCCCUAGCUCUUUCAAACAUGUUGGAGCCAACUGUAACUGUAUUGUAACGGACUUAACAUUACAAGCACAUUGGUGAGCUAUGGCUCAGUGGCAACUUGUCCAUUUUUUUUAGCCACUUCAUAAAGGCCUAUAUGGACGCAACCAAAGCUGACAUGGUGCAAAUUGUUCCUUGUUUGUUUGGCUUUUACCACUGUGGUUUUAAUUGUUUUUUUUAGGACACGGUAUAACCUUUCCGAAUCUUCCUCUGCAGUGUUUUUAUUAUUAUUUUUUUAAAUGAAGCAUGUAGGAUUUGUGUCCAGUGGAUUAACAGAGUGGGAGGAAGCCUUAGUGCCUGCUGCAUUCUGGGCUUGCCUGGGGCAAGUCUGCAUCACCUUCCGGACACAGUUCAGUAUUGUACCGUUGGGGUAUAAUGGAGCUGGAGCUUGUAUUUAUUGUGCAAUGUUAGUUAUUUUCUUGGCAUGCUCAAGAGUAACAGACAUUUUUGAUGUUCCAUAUUGGGAAAGCCCUGUGUAUUGUUUUAAAUGGCUGGAAUUAUAUCUGGGGUGAAACCAUGGUAGCAGUGGCCUAUUUUUAAUUGUAUUUUUUUGGUUUAUUUGUUUUAUCUUCCUCGCCCUGAACACUGCUCUUUUAAUUUGGUCAUUGUACCAUAAAACCAAAAACACACAGUGUGUG